This is a messenger RNA of Arachis duranensis, 1007 nucleotides long. RefSeq names its product 60S ribosomal protein L10. The coding region runs from base 145 to 813 and encodes 222 amino acids. Gene Ontology annotation, cellular component: ribosome; cytosolic large ribosomal subunit. NCBI's taxonomy places the organism in Eukaryota, Viridiplantae, Streptophyta, Magnoliopsida, Fabales, Fabaceae. Gene Ontology annotation, molecular function: structural constituent of ribosome. The record is from RefSeq and is a predicted model, not a curated record. Gene Ontology annotation, biological process: translation; ribosomal large subunit assembly. The transcript has 4 exons.
CCCAUUCUCGAGUGUGAUUUCUUGCAAAGCCGACUGCCUCCCCCUACUUUAAAACCGCCUCAAAUUAGGGUUUCCUCCUUUCUGCACAGCUUCAACCCAACGCGUGCAGUGAAGAGAGGGAGAGAGAGAGAGAGAGACAUAGCCAUGGGGAGGAGACCUGCGAGGUGUUAUCGACAAAUUAAAAACAAGCCAUACCCCAAGUCACGGUUUUGCCGUGGUGUUCCUGAUCCCAAGAUCAGAAUUUAUGAUGUAGGUAUGAAGAAGAAGGGUGUGGAUGAGUUCCCCUUCUGUGUCCACCUUGUUAGUUGGGAGAAGGAAAAUGUCUCAAGUGAGGCACUGGAAGCUGCUAGGAUUGCCUGCAACAAGUAUAUGGCUAAGUUUGCUGGAAAGGAUGCUUUCCAUUUGAGAGUGAGGGUUCAUCCGUUCCAUGUUCUUAGGAUCAACAAGAUGCUUUCAUGUGCUGGAGCCGAUAGGCUUCAAACUGGAAUGAGAGGUGCAUUUGGAAAGCCCCAGGGAACAUGUGCUAGGGUGGCCAUUGGGCAGGUCCUUCUUUCUGUUCGUUGCAAGGACAGUAACAGUCAUCACGCACAGGAGGCUCUCCGCCGUGCUAAGUUCAAGUUCCCUGGUCGCCAGAAGAUUAUUAUUAGCAGGAAGUGGGGAUUCACCAAGUUCAGCCGAGCUGACUAUCUGAAGUUUAAGCAGGAAAAUAGGAUUGUGCCUGAUGGUGUGAAUGCAAAGCUUCUUGGGUGCCAUGGACCAUUGGCUAACCGUGAACCUGGAAGAGCAUUUUUGCAAACCAGUGCUACUGCUUAGUUAUAUAGUCUAUUUAACUGGGAAAUAGGAGACUUUGGACAAUAAUAGUUUUGAAAUAGUCGUGUGUUGCUUUCUCUUUCUGUUGUCUUAAAACUAAGUUGGUUUAUUGCUGUUUUACAUCAAAUACCUUGAGUGGAAUUGUUGAGUCCUAUUUUGGUAAUUUUGAUGAUCCACCUAUGUUUAUUUUUUGUUUA